Messenger RNA from Klebsormidium nitens, 2229 nucleotides. NCBI's taxonomy places the organism in Eukaryota, Viridiplantae, Streptophyta, Klebsormidiophyceae, Klebsormidiales, Klebsormidiaceae. The record is from the annotation of a GenBank genome assembly.
AUGAGCGACUUGGAAAGUGCCCGGGACGAGGAGCUGGUGUCAACGCUGGCAGAGCAGGAGAGCAGACUGGCGAACGCACACCGGAUCGCCCGGGAGGCCAUUGACCUGUGUGAGCUGUUCGUGAACCGGCUGACUGACAUGGCGUCCGCUCAACUGGCCAGGGGCAAGGCUUUUGGACCGUCCGAUGGGCAUUUCCGACGGUCAGGAGGAGUGGCAACGCUCUCGGGGGAAGAAGAGGGGGAGAGCUCAGAGGCGGAGCUGUCUCAAGGAAUUCAAUGGGAAGAGGCAGUUCUGCGCAUCCGGGCCCCUCAAACGGCCGCCCCCGAAGACUUUCCCAAGUGUUCGGAAGAGGCCAUCGGAGGGGACGUUGAACCGGGGAGCAGUCAGGUGGAAACCGGGGCGAAAACCGACUUCUGUUUUGGCACUCCUGGAAGCGCGGUGCAAUGCCCCGUGUGCCUGGACGACGUCACAAUCGUACCGCCGAUGGGCGGGAGGAGUGACCGGGAGGCCGUGACUGAGGUGGCGACAUUGAGAUGCGGUCACCACAUCCACCUCUGCUGCCUGCUCCCCUGCUUCCUCGCCAUACCCGAAUACUCGUCCCGACCGCGGCCUUCCGCGUUCCGCUGCCCAGUCUGCCGGAUUCCGCUUUCCGAAACCCUGGGGGCCCUUCUCCGGCAAUGCAAUUCCGCUCACGGCGGAACGCGGAUCCAGUCUGGCGGAGUUGGGCGCUCUAGUUCCGUCGCUGGAGCGUUCCGUCGGAUUGCUGCCCGGGACAGUCUGCCAGCGGCGGAAGAGGAUGCCCGGGUGCCGCGCGUGCGCCGUACUGAAGGCGGAACUGGAACCGGAAUCAGACAUGGGAACGGAACCGGUACCGAAAACGGACGCCCGAUCGGAACGACUCUCCGGGCCGUAGCCAGGCAGAGCAUGCCAGGGACGGGCGCCGCCGGACUGGGCAGAGGACGGCGGAACAGCGGAAAUGGAAACCAGAACGGCGGAGUCAGCAUCAGCGGAAGCCUGCUCACUUCGUUUCAGCGACCGUUGCAGAGCUCCUUCGGAUUAGAGGGGGCGGUUCUCGAUUCCGACGUUGGGCCAGUUUCCGAUUUUGGUCCCGGCUCCGUUUCUGGUUCCGGCUCCCGUUCCGAAUCAGACUCCGAUCGAGAGACGGAAGGUCCGCGGAACCGGGCCACGGCGCUUCAAGCAGAGACGGAACUGGAAGCGGUGCUGACGUCAGAGCGAGUGGCGCAGCCGGGUCUGCGGCGGCUGCCACGUGGCAGCCACGAACAGCUGAGACGUGUCAGUCCGUCGCCGACGCUCGCGGAAGCGAUCUCCGCCAGCAGGGAGCGAAUGGAGAUCCGGGCGCACGUGCGUGCGCACCUGGCACGGCCUGGGCCGAGUCAGGAGGCGACACGUGGCGACGAGAGCGCCCCUGCUGUUGACGUGGCAGCCAUGUUACGGGCCCGACGCAGCGCGGUUCUCUCCACCGACCCCGCAUCGCGUCAGCAGAGGCAGGCCCUGCUAGCUGCCAACCAACCCCCGGGCACAUCCCCCGGGCACGAUUACGCUAACCUAAACGCUAACCCAGGCGCUGAUCCGGUCUUGCAAGCCUCCAUUCAGCACGUUCACCCGGACGAGAUGGGGACUAUCGGCGUCCCUGCUUCCGAACGGUUCGCUCCUCCGGUUGUUCCUAACCGCCCGGUGAUAGGAAACUUGCUCACUCAUCAGGAGCUCUGGGUUACGCUCGACCGAUCAACCGCGGGCCGGAUGCGGGGACCCGGCGGCUCGGAACCAGACAUCAACCCGGGCGGUGCGAACCGAGGAGUUUUGGCACCAGGGGCGGUUGACGGAGCCUUCACGAGCGGAACUGUUGAGAGGCGGAGCAACGGAACGAGAGACCCAAGGCUUUCUCGCGAAGACGUCAACGAAGGUCGCCAAGUUGUUCCUGACGCACAGUUGCCCGGAUUCCAGCGCGGGUUAAGCGCAAACCCUCCCAUGUUGGAAGAAGCGCCCGAAGAACCGACGUACCGGCCAAGCCGGCUAGGGUUCCGUGGGCUGUGGGGCCGAACACACCAGUGGCAGCGGAACGUGCACGGACGUCCGGUUGGUGACGGCAUCGAGUACGAACGUCAGCAAACGAACAUCGGAACAGUCUCAAAACGGCGGAGCAGCGCCCGGGACGUCUUCUCCCGGGCGGCGGAGGCGCCGACUGUGGAGCUGGAUUUUGACUCGUGA